GAGAGAAUGUAGCGAGUGCGAGGGAGCGGGAGUGAAAAUGAAAAAGGAAGGAAAAACGAGCGGACGGUUCGGGCGAAACUCGAAGCGAAGUUUAUACUGUGGCUUGCCUCGAAAGCGAGGCAGUUCCGUCGAGGCAACAAAGCGUCGAGGAUUAUCUUAUCUUCGUUAAAAUACCACAUACAAAAGCAUGGAGCCGAGCUAUCACGAGGAAUAUUUUAGUUCUUUUAUUGGUGACACAAAUCGGUGGAGGGAAUCGUGCGUUUUUGUUUGACAGAACGUCAUUUUUAAUGAACGCGCCUGCGUUCUUUGAAACUCUCUGACGUCCCGCAGAGAAAGGCAAUCCAGCCUCGGAAUUUCUCAUUUUAAUACUAAUUUUGAACCGAAUGAAAAGUUCCACUCACGAUCGCCUCUUCCUCAGCGCUUCUUUCUCUCGCUCUUUUUACGUCUUUCAUUUGUGCUGUGCGCGUUACUCCGUUUUCGCUAUUGUUUCCCGUUUGCACGAACGGCGGUUGUGAUCCUCGAUGCUGCUUGUGACAGUGCUCCGAAAAACACCGUCCUCGGCCCAAGGGACCAGGUGGGUCCCUGACCCACCGCGUCUCGCUUAACCAGAGAAGCAUCAGCUGGUUCGUCAAUCUGGAGUACUUUAUUUCUCAUUCAGACUCGUGUGAGUUUAAUGUAUUUUGUUGUCGGAGCAAUUCAUAACGUUUCAGAGGGAACUUUCCAGAUUUUCUCACUAUACCGAAAUAUUCAGUGAGUCAUAUUCGAAUGUAUUUGUGUGCUAUCAAGUAUUUCAGAGUCCGAAUUUCUCUCUGGGCCCAAAAAACGUGGGAGAAAACAUCGACCGACAAAAGUUUGAAAGUUCUAUCAAAUUUCUCUCGAUUUUUCGGAAUGAGGUUUUCGGUACUUUUAUCUAGCUUUUGAGAUGGUUUUUAAACGAAGAAACUCCUCUAAGACGGAAAGAAAUAUUCUCUGAAAAAUUGGCGUCGCUUUGGGAUGUCGGGAAGUGGAAAAUAUUGUAAAAUUCUCAGUCAAAAGUCCCGAGCACCGAUCCAACGUUAUAGUGAGAGUCGAUAUCCGUGUUCAUGCGAAGGAUCGUGAUUCCGCUGACGAGUAUUUCUGCGCAGAACUCACGCAAAGCCUCGAAUAUAAAUAGCUGGAAAAAAAUGAAAGUUUAAGCGCGCAAUAAAAAUACCAUGAACAUUGACCAUGAUUUUCUUCAUGAAUUAAUUUCCUACCUCCGCGGUUUUCCCCUGGUUUUCAUAAUAACUGUAGCGCCUGCCGAUUAAUAAAAGCGAGUACGGUGCACUCACUUAAUCGUUCUCGAUUCCAGAGGAACCGUUAUCACGGGGAGGGACACUGGUGUUGAUACCCGCGCGAGGAAGGAUCUCUUCUCGUUUUUCUUUGCUCCUUUGACCAACUUACGAGUGCUGGUAACUCGUACGUAUAUUUAUUCACUGUCUACAGUCACGGAGAAGUGAUUCAUGCGGCCGUCUCUCGUGGACCGACGAGAGUUGCGAUUAAAGCGCGUCAUUCCAUCGAGCCUACGUGUUAUUUCUUUGUACGAAUUUCUCGUGUUUCAAUAUUCCCAGAAAAAAAGGCGGAGCUUGGAAUUCGAGGAGAGAAAAAAUCGGGCAGAGCACAAAAACUGUGCGGUUGGUCGACAAACGGAUGUUAGCGAAGCGUAGAAAUUGUGAAAAUCAGGACAAGAGCUCUGGCAAAAAGUAUUGCAGAAUGAAAGUUGCAGAGGGAGAAGAAAGCGGAGGCUUAAAAAACGGGACGUGACUUCGAGCUGAAAAAACUUUGACGAGGAAGGAAAAAACGAGGCUUCAAACAAGAAAGAAAAUGCUGAAAGCGUCGAACGGCCGUGGAGGGGCAAACAAAAGUGCGCGUAACGGUGAAAGAGGAGACUGCAAAAAAUGAAAUUACAAUGACGAAUCGCGCGAGUAUUUUUAGCUUUAUUUAGCAGGGACCCUGGUCGGAAUGAGAGAGAAUUUUUGACUCGCGGUUCAAUAUAUAUUGAGGAUGGAGGUAAAACCGAUCCCGAAGCCUCGAUCGAUUAUCGGCGAGCGGCCGGUACCAGCGCCGAGGACUCAAUUGCACCUCCCGAAGUCUCCGGUACCGGAUAACAUCGGACGUUCCCAAUCCCCGGGGAGCGAGUCCCUCAAGUCGGAGCGCAGCAGUUUCGACGAGCGAAAAUCUCUGAACUCGUCUUCGAGCAGCUGUGGCGAAACGAAGCAGAGCACGAAUUCGGAAUUUUUUAAAAACCUGGGCUCCAGCUCGCGCCAAUUGAAGGACGAAAUAUCGGAGAAAAUGACCGUCAAGGGGAAAGCUCUGAUAUCGAGCACCAGGAACGCCAGCAUACGCUUGGAAAAGUCGGUGAAAAAUUUGGUCACGAGACGAUUGACCUCUUCUUUAAGCACAGACGAGAACCAGGAUUCGCAGCUUGACAGAAAGUUAGCCAAAGAACAGCAGGAAGAUCGCUGCGUAUCGAUGCCAGUUUACAACGAUAUUUUUAGCACGCUCUCGUUUUACAGUCCGCUGGAAACGUCCAAUUUAAAAAGUAUGAAGAACGAGGAAGAUUUGUCAUCGGGCUCGCGAUACAGUCCGCCACCUCCCGUUUACCCACCGCCUCCGCUUCCCGACGAGACCAUAUACGACGAAUUGCAAUCCGUAACUUCCGGUCACAGCUCGCGAUACGACACACUCAGUUCGAUAAGUGUAUCAGAGGAGCGUGCUUUCGAGCGCGAUUUCCCGGACGCGGAGACAUUCGAUCUUCUGGAUUUCGCGAACAACCGUCGCGCCAGUGAUUCCGAUCAGUCUUUGAACCUGUCCGACGUGAACGUCGUGGCUUCGGGCCCGCGAGCCGAAAACUCGCCGCGCGAUGACGCUAAAAGACUGUCGAGAUCGGAUUCGUGGACGUUUUACGACACGAUACCCGCGAGAGUAGCGAAUAACGAAUCGUCCGCCGACGACCAUGACGGAAUAUCGAGUGUCGAGGAAGAAAACGAGCCCGAAGCUCCGAUCAAAGAGAGAAUCUCGUGUGCUUCGAACAUCAGUCAAUUAUCGUUGCAAAAUUCGUUGUACGAGAAUUGGAUGCCGCGAAGAUCGUCGCCGGGCCUCGACGACUCCAGGGACAGCGAGGUCGGCGACGUUGAACGUAAGCAAAGCAAAUCGUUGCUCUUCGAGUUCGAUCCUUACGCCAAAACUGAGGACAACAUUUAUGGCAACUACGAAAACAACGAUCUUAUGCUUCUGGAAGCGCUUUUAGCCACGAGCGAAACCCCCAGCAGUGGUGGAAGCAUGGCGGACUUGAGGGAAGACGAGGACGACGAGGAGGAACGCGACGAGGAAGAAAUCGUUAAGAAAGAGCUUCCGAAAAAGAGCCCUCCGGAAGUAGUACAAAUAAAGCCGCCAUUACCGCCCAAGAGAUAUGACUCAUUGCCAAAAAAUGAAUACGACGAGGUCGAAAUGGUUGAACAGCCGGACAAAUCGGUAUCGUCGAAGAGCCCAGCUCUGUUGCCAAAAUUGGCGCACCUCAAAGGGCGCAAACAACCGGCUGUGCCGCCGCGCAAAAACUCAUCGAGUGUUCCUACGAGCGACAAAAAAGUGUCGGAAAAAAAUUCUAACCCCGAGGAAGCUGCUUCAUCGAACGUUUCUCCGGUUGGCAAAAGCGAGGAAAGACGAACGAGCGUGAUGCAAAGAUUGAAAAAACUCGGCCACGAUUCCACCGCUCACGUCAAACCGAAUGUUAUUAAUUUUAUGAAAAAUUCGAAAUUACUCUCGAGGAAUCGUGAACAAAGCAACGACGCCAGCUCGAAGAAGCAAACUGUCAAAAAUUCUCAUAUGAAAAGACCCGAAUACGAAGGACAAAUGCAUCCCGUUUUUCAUCGUGGAAUCGUCUGCAGAUCUGGCGUCGGCAUCGAAAGAGCUAAGGACUUGGUCGUCAGAGCUGCUGUAUUAGCCGAUCAAAAAAUUUCUUUCUAUACUGACAAAAGUAUGAACACUCUCAAAGAAGUUAUCAAUCUUGCGACUGCCACCAGUAUUCAUCUACUUCAGGACGUUAAAACAAUCGAUGGCGAAACGGUGCACUGUAUAGCGGUCGGUUGUGAAGGGAGGCCCGCGAUUCACGUAUUUUAUGCGAAAGGCAUAACAGAAAGGCGAAUUUGGGCUCAAAGAAUACUGGAAGCUCUCACGCCAGUUUUCCCCAUAAAAUACACAGCUGAUUUGACUCGAGUUGGCUGGGCCUAUCUUAAGGAAGGAGUGACGGGAGCGUGGUUCCCAGCUUGGCUGCUACUUCAGCAGAGAACUCUCGUUUAUACGAAAAGUUUGGACCUGGUAGAGUUGGAGCACGUGGAUUUGCGGAAGGCUCGUUACAUCCUGCUGAGAGAACAAGAGGGUCCUUUCUCGGAGACCGGAAGUAUUCCAGUGGUGGUCGUCGACACCGGUGGUAGCGGGGCCAUCCAUAUCGCUGCUCCGGGCACGAGGGAAGGUCCGGCUUGGCGUCACGCGUUGCACCAGGCGGCGACCAGCUGCGGUCCAGGGUUGGACGAGCAACAGCUUACCCAAGACAAUGUGCCGGUCGUCAUCGACAAAUGCAUUAAUUUCAUCUACGCACAUGGAAUAAUGUCCGAGGGCAUUUAUCGACGCAGCGGCUCGAGCAGCGCAGUCGUCAAACUUUUAGAGGCUUUCCGACGAGACGCUUGGGCGACUCAAAUAACGAGAGGAUCGUAUUCGGAACACGACGUGGCGACGGCGCUGAGGAGAUUUCUUCGGGAUUUGCCUGCCCCCUUGUUGCCGUCGACGAUUCAUGACCCACUUUGCAGAGCUACAGACGUAACGAGCGAGGAAGAGAGGGCAACGACCUACAGAAAUCUUCUGGCAAACCUGGAGCCCGUGUCGUCGUCGACCUUGCGCAGAAUCCUCGCCCACCUCCACUGUCUCGGGCAACAAAGCGCGCGAAAUCUCAUGACCGUGGAGAAUAUCUCAGCGGUAUGGGGGCCGACGUUGAUGCACGCAGGGGAAAAGAGCGCCGAGGAUUGGAACCGGUCCGAGACUAAGGUCGUCGGUGAUCUCAUAAAACUUUAUCCGAAACUUUACCAAUUGUCGGCUGACGAUCUUGCCAAAGAAGCGAGAAUGCUCGAGGUACUCGAACGCCAUCACGUUUCCAAUAGCGGCCUUCGGGGUGCACCCUCCGGCGAUCUCAAAAUUUGGAUCUAUUUGAUCUCCAAAGAUGGCCAAUGCGUCAACGUCACGAUUGGUCCCCAAAAAACUGCUUCGGACGUGUGCAGAGAAUUGGCAGAAAAGGCUAAGCUCCCUGCUCACGAGCUUUGCUUGGAAGAGUACACAUUGGGUGGCUCCCUCGAGAGACCUCUUCAUCACAGUGAAAAAGUGCUCGAAGCUGUGGCCCGAUGGGGCUACUGGGACCCCGAUGACCGCAAAGACAAUAUACUCAUUCUCAAGAAAGACAUUCUUUACAGGGACAUCGCACCUCGGAUCAAACCACCGAUGACUAUUUCCGGUGAACUCAAAUUCGCCGACACCAAGACAAAGCACUUCAAAAGUUAUCUGUUCGAAUUCAGUCAGGCAAAACUGUGCUGCUACAAGGACAAAGUUUGCUCGGUCAAACUUCACGAAUGGAAAAUCGAGGACAUCGUUUGGUAUUUGGGACACGAACCGAAACGAAAUCCUCAAAUGGGAUGGGCCAUUACCUUCAUCGACAAGAACAAAAAACCUGCGAGGUGCAAAGAUUCUCCUUUCUUUGGUUACACGCUAGCCGGGGCUUCGGUAGUUGACCAAUACAAGUGGCUGGCUGCGAUGAUUUUCGGAGAAUACCAAAUGGAUCUGAGACCCUCAGUUGUGAAUUUAAUGGAUCCUUGAUCGACGUACGAAAGAUAGAAAAAAAGAACUGAGUGUUAUUUUAAUCGUGAUUGUGAGUGAUGGACGAACUUUAUUCAAGAAAGUUGAAUACCUCGUCGCCCAAUAAGUAAUUCCAUUAGUCGUUAACGAGAGAGUAUUUUUUUAUGGCGAGAUUCAAGCGUAUUGAGAGGAAAAAAACGUUGUCAGUAGACCGAGACGAUUUAAUAUACGUAUUUACAUUCAUAUAAAAAAAAUAUGUUAUUUCCGGCGUCGCAAACGCCAUCUUUGUUACGAAAAAACGUUUCAACGUUUAUUAAAUGCUAAUAAAAAAAUUGUUCAACCCGUU
Messenger RNA from Venturia canescens, 6202 nucleotides. RefSeq names its product RhoGAP_ARAP and RA_ARAPs domain-containing protein RhoGAP15B (gene RhoGAP15B). Gene Ontology annotation, cellular component: cytoplasm. Gene Ontology annotation, molecular function: phosphatidylinositol-3,4,5-trisphosphate binding; GTPase activator activity. The transcript is spliced from 10 exons. NCBI's taxonomy places the organism in Eukaryota, Metazoa, Arthropoda, Insecta, Hymenoptera, Ichneumonidae. Gene Ontology annotation, biological process: positive regulation of GTPase activity; signal transduction. The record is from RefSeq and is a predicted model, not a curated record. Bases 2023 to 5877 code for a protein of 1284 amino acids.